Molecule: messenger RNA, 1104 nt
Organism: Aphis gossypii (cotton aphid)
Lineage: Eukaryota; Metazoa; Arthropoda; Insecta; Hemiptera; Aphididae
Product: putative nuclease HARBI1
Exons: 6
Coding region: 1-1077 (358 amino acids)
Source: RefSeq, a predicted model, not a curated record
AUGGAAAGUUAUUUAUCCAAAUGCAUUUUAUUCUUCGGAUUAAAUUAUUUGGAAAAUAUAAACAAUUCGUUAGAUAAAAAGAAAUAUCUUCUUUUUAAUAGUUUAUUAAAAAGUUCUAAAGUCCGUAUAACAAAUUUUAUGUUGGUCAUAAGUUUAUAUGAUGACUUAGAUUUUAAAUGCCAUUUUAGGCUCACCAGGAAUUCAGUUGAGGUGUUGAUGUGCAAGAUGAAACCUUAUUAUAUUCGACACACUAAUGUUGGAAGACCUGUAGUUGACUUCAAAAAAGCAACCUUAAUGACAAUUUGGUAUUUAAGUAAUACAGAAACAUUUCGGCAAAUUGGUGAUCGUUUUGGUUUGAAUAGAGGUCAUGCUUGUCGAACAAUUCAUAAGUAUUUACAAUCUCUUUCAAUCCUUCUUGAUGAUUUUAUUAUAUGGCCAAAAGGAAUCUCUGAAACAAUUACUGUACAAGAAUUUAAAAAUUUAAGACUUAAUCAUAUGCCUAAUACAAUAGGCUGUAUUGACGGUUGUCAUAUUCGUAUACACUCUCCAAAAUACAAAAGAAGUGAAUAUACUAACCGCAAGAUGUUCCAGUCAAUUGUUCUAUUGGCUGUAUGCAAUGCUAACUUAGAAUUUACAUACAUAUUUUCUGGUUGGCCUGGAAGCUCACAUGAUGCUAGAGUCUUCAAAAACUCUUCAUUGGGAGACACUCUAUUAAAUAAUCCACAAGAAAUAGUAACUAAAGAUGUUCAUUUACUUGGUGAUUUGGCAUUCCCUUUACUUGAAAGUCUCAUUGUUCCCUAUAAAGCUGUUCAUAUUCUAUCAGAAAAAGAGAAACUUUUCAAUAAAAGAUUAAGUUCAACUCGUGUAGUAAUUGAGCAAGCUUUUGGCUUAUUACUAGGCCGUUUUCGUAGACUUAAGUCAUUAGAAGCCAAAUCAAUCAGAUUAAUGAGCUUGGCAGUCACAGGCGCUUGUAUACUACAUAAUCUAGUUUUGAAAAACAAUGACCUAAUGGAAAUCGAUACAAAUACUGAACAUCUCAAUCUAGAUCAUUUAAUCGAAGAGACAGAAACAAACUAAGAAUUUACUGUACCUAUAGCGCUCAAU